Molecule: messenger RNA, 4944 nt
Organism: Phytomonas sp. Hart1
Lineage: Eukaryota; Euglenozoa; Kinetoplastea; Trypanosomatida; Trypanosomatidae
Source: the annotation of a GenBank genome assembly
AUGGCCCUGCCCUCCCCCCGGACGAUCGAUUUCUUCGCAAAAGACCGCAUCAUCCUAUACCUGGCGGUGCUGGGUCGACGCUUCGAAGAGGUCUUCUCCACCGAGCUUGUGAACUCCGACGACGAGAGGGGGGACUAUUACCGCUGCCAAGGCCAGCUUCCCCUGUCGAAGUGCUAUGGGGAUCGAAUCGCGAUCGGGGAGUCCGUUUCCAGUGCGGAGGCCGUCCAUUUGGCGUCGAUGCACGCCGAGCUACUUCUCGACACGCUUGGGAUUUGCCUUUUCACGGACGCCAAAAAGCAAUUGCAGCAUGCGGAGUCCUCGGCGCAGCGGGGCCGCUGGGCGCCUAUAGGGCCAAACGAGGAAAAGCCGCCGGAGACCGCUUCGCCGCCGCCAUUACGGCUGAAAGGCAAAUUCGCAUCGAAUGGGGAUCGCAGGCCGGAACGAAGCCGCGCGAUCUCCGUUUCGCGGUUCCCCGCAGCGAAGAACGUGGCCCCCUCGAAGGCGGUCGAGCAGAUAGCGGGGGAGUUGAAUAAGGGCUCCGCCAGCGAUAUCCCCAGCAACGGGGAAUCACCUGCUCAGGCGGAAAAAUCCGAGGACGAUCGUGGCCCGGGCGAUGAUCCGAGCGUCGCCUUGAAAGCCAACGCGAACGAGUUCUCCUACACCCCGAUUUGGGAAGAUGAGUUGGACACCCUAUCGAAGCUGCGCGUGCAGUACUAUUUACGGCGCCAGAAAAAAAUACAAUCCGUGGAGGUGGAGUUCAAGUAUGAAUUUUUCCGAGGGGCGCUUUGGCAUACCGCGAUGGGGAACCUGCCUUUGCCAAACGAAUUAGCGAACGAGGUGGAGACGCUGCAGGUUGAAGGGACCGCCUCCAGCAAGCGGGACUCGGAGGUGCUGUUGUGGAUGCACGCGGAGCGGUUGUUGGAUGCGAUCGGCAUCCCGAUCUUCGACAACCUCCCGAAGCUGCAGGCCUGGCAUGCGAAAAGGGUGGCCAAACUCGGCCGCUCCGCCCCGAGCGCGAAGCCGAACGAGGAGCAGACCGCGGCGAUCAAAAGCCGCUUGGCGAAGGCGAUCCAAACGGCCAAGGGCCUCCCCCUUCCGCUUCGCCUGACGACCGCGGUGGCCAAAGGCCUGAGCCGCCCCCACCGCCCCGUCGGGGAUUCCUUGACGGAGGAGUCGUGGGGGGUUUAUGUGGAAAGCUGCGCGACCUUCAUCGCCGAUCGCCAGCUGUCGGUCUACAACGAGUUCUUCGCGAUCGGGCGGGCCCCGCGGGUCGGGAUCGACAUCCUGGAUGACGCCCUCGAGGAGGCCGAGGUGCUCCCGGCCGAUGGAGAGGCGAAGCUCCUUUUGAGCGACUACUGCCACGUCUCGCGGCGCGUCUAUCCGGCCUUUUGGCGAACGCAAAUCGUCGGCCCGAGCGCCAAUCGCCUUUCCUGGACGACGGUGUCGAUCCCCGGGUUUGAGCAUUCCCAAGCCCAAGGGGUGGGCAUGAAUAAGGAGGUCUCGGAGCGGCGGGCGGCGAUGCACGCGCUCGCCGUCCUCAUGCGGGUGGAUCCGAACUACAACUUCUACGCCAUGAAGACGGGGAUUGGGAAUAAAAAGCGUAAAUCGGACACCCGCGCCGAGGCGGAGGAGGAGGAGGAUAGUUCGGAUACCUUUGACCUUGAAACCUUCACCAUUCCACUGAUCGCGUUGCCCAAAAAAGGCCACCCGUCGCUCGCUUCCGAUGACGCCUCGGUCGGCAAGGCCUCAUCGGGACAAUUCAAGAAGGGCAAAAUCCCAUUAUGGUACGACAGCCAGACGAAGUCAUUUAGCCUUGAAGGGAAAAUUCGUAUUCUGGAGCUUUUCACCCUCUGCCAGGGCAUUAUGCCCCCCGAAGUCCAGCACCGAGUUCGCUACAUGAUGGACAAGGAAAUCUACAGCGUGACCGUUGAAAUUACUGACGACGAGGGCAAAGUUUGGACUGGAAAGGGGAACGGCGAAGGGCCGUCGAAAAAUGAACAUAACGCCUAUCUAGACCUUUUCGAUAAACUUGAAAUCGGACACUAUGACUAUUUUGAGACCUUGAAAAAAUUUUAUCGGCAGAACCUGUCGUUGAACCCGCGAAACACCGUCGCUAUCAAGCUCACCUCUGAGCAAAAGAAGGCGAUUCACGACGUCAUUGGCAGCGUCCCGACGCAUAUUACAGACGGCGAUGCCAACGACACUGAACUGGAGAAAACCCUCACCGCGGCAUUGCCGAACGCCUCGCAGGAGACCCCAACGACGUCUUUUCUCAAAGAAUCCAAGAUCUCCACCGCCGAGCGAUCGCAAAUUCUCCUCGAAACGCACCACGAAAAGCUCAAGGCGACGGAGUACGUCGAGAACUUCGCGCAAACCCGCGAGCAGCUCAGCAUCCACGCGCACAAGGCGGCGAUCCUCCAGGCGAUUGUGGAGAACCCCGUCGUGAUUAUCUGCGGGACGACCGGGUGCGGGAAAACAACGCAAGUCCCGCAGUAUAUUCUGGACCAUCUCACGAUGGAGGGCAAAGGAGGGGAGGCCUCGAUCGUGAUCACGCAGCCGCGCCGGCUGAGCGCCGUCUCCAUCGCGCGGCGCGUGGCGGCGGAGCGGCUGGAGUCCAUCGGGGAUACGGUAGGUUAUAUCAUUCGCUUCGACACCUGCCAGGGAAAGUACAUCAACUUCUGCACCUCGGGCAUCCUUCUUCGCGUCCUGAGGGAUAAUCCCUUCUUUGAGGGGAUUAACUACCUAAUUAUCGACGAAGUUCAUGAGCGGGAUAUCAACUCGGACUUCCUUUUGAUUAUGCUCCGCGCUAUUUUGCAAAAGCGCCCGGACCUGCACCUCAUCCUGAUGAGUGCCACCCUCCAGGCGAACCAAUUCGCGGAGUACUUCGAAAACGCCCCGAUUAUCAACAUCGAGGGCUACAACCAUCCCGUCCAGGAGCUGUAUAUCGAGGACCUCGCGGCCUACGGCGAGCAGCACGGCUUCAGGUCGCUUUUGCUCAAAGAGGUGGCGCGGUCGGCGGAUGCCGCGAUGUCGUCCGACGUCUUCCCGAUGCUCCGGACUGGCAAACCCUUCGUCGACCCCGGCCCUCGCCAGGCCGCGGUGGAGAUCGACUACCCGACGCUGCAGUUCGCCAUCGAGCAGGCGAUGCGGUUGGUGGACCUGACGACCUCCUCCGUGUUGGUCUUCCUGCCCGGCUGGGAGGAGAUCGUCCGGGCGAAGGAGAUCCUCGAGCGGAACUCGGUCUACCACCUCGUCCUGCUCCACUCCUCCGUCGGGCAGGAGGAGCAGAUGCGGUGUUUCCUGCCGGCCCCCCCCGGGGCCGUCAAGGUGAUCCUCUCCACGAACAUCGCCGAGAGCGGGGUCACGAUCGACGACGUCGGCGCCGUGAUCGACACCGGGCUGGUGAAGGAGAAAAGCUUUCGCCCCGGAGGGGGGUCCCGGCAGGGGUUGGGGCCCGCGGCGGAGGGCGACGUCGGGGGGUUCGGGGGGGAAUACGGCAGCGUCUCGCAGCUCCGCACCGUCUACGCGAGCCGGGCGAACUGCGUCCAGCGGCGCGGGCGGGCGGGCCGGACGCGGCGGGGGGUCUGCGUCCGGCUCUACUCCCGGGCGCACUUCGCGCGGGUGCACGACUUCCAGACGCCGGAGAUGCUCCGUACGCCGCUGGAUUCGCUGUGUUUGCAGAUCAUCGCCCUCCGCGUCGGGGACCCCCGCGGCUUCCUCGCCCAGGCCCUGGAGCCCCCCGAGAAGGCGGAGGUCGAGGUCGCGCUCCGGCGGCUGCGCGACCUCGGCGCGAUCACCGCCGACGACGGCCUCACCCCGCUCGGUCAGCGCCUCGCGAUCUUGCCGGUGGAGCCGCGGAUGGGGAAGGUGAUUUUGAUGGGGACGGUCCUGCGCUGCAUGGAUUCCGCCCUCACCAUCGCCGCCCUCGCCGAAGCGGAUGUCUUUAUCCCGGGAAGGGAGUACAAGGAGGAGGUGCGGCUCCACCGCGAGGACCUCUCCAGGAGCACCCGCUCCGAUCUGAUCGCCUCGAUUAACGGCUAUAACUUCUGGAUCGAGAACUACUACCAGAACACACCGGCAAAGCUGGUGGGGAUCUUGGAUAGCCGCAUGCUCAGCCCUCCGCUGCUGUCGAUGUUAUCACGGCAUAAAUCGCAAUUUUACACCAUCCUCCGCGAGAACGGCUUCCUCAUCGAGCCACCGGAAAUUGGCGAGACUGAGGAGGACUGGUCCGCGCGUACGUCGGAAAUGGCCAAAACGCCCCUCCUCCCCUCGCCGGAGAGUCCUGAAAUUUUUUAUGACCAAUCCUCCUUUUCGUUUGAGGCAUCCAAUGUGGGGCUGGUGAAGUGCGUCCUGGCCUCCGGGCUUCUUCCACAGCUCGCCAUGAACCGAAAUCGCCGUUUGCUCGAGACAAAGUUCGAACGUAUCGUAAAUACCUCCUCGGACUCCGUUAUUCAUCGCACCCCGCAGUCCAAUAUUAAAUUUCCGUUUUUUCUUUACACCGAACUGACGAAAUCUUCGGAAUCGCGGCAGCUGAUUUUGAGAGGGUUGACGAAUGUAUCGCUCUGGACGCUGCUUCUCAUGGGCGCGAAUAGUGUGCCCAUCACCUACGACCAUAUACUUUCCUUGGGCUGUUUGGAUGGCUGGAUUUUUUUCCGCACAAACUUCGGGACGCUCGAGCUUGUUAGAAAACUCAAGUGCGCGAUUCAGUACUGCUUUGCCCAAAAAUUCACCGAUCCACGCAAUUUUGAGAAUAAUCUAAAUGUUGAAAAGAUUCGACUACUCAUUAAAGACCUUGUGGAAAGCCCGAUCAAGCCAAACAAUUUUGUUGACGAGGUAUGGAUCGAAAACGGCACCAUCAUCAAACCCUCGACGGAGCCCCCGCCACCAGAUUCGGACGAAUCCUCAACGGAACACGACAACAACGACGCCACACCGACGACGUAA